AUAUUACAGGUUUGUACCUGACAUUUACGUCUGAAUCACGUGAUCCUGUACAGUUAGGAGGACUAGGAACAAUAAACUCCUACGGCCCACAAUGUUAGAUUUUUGAAGUUUUUCAUUGUGGAAGUUGUUCUUUAAAAAUAAUAACUUUUGGCAGCCUUUGUACUUGCAGAGUGUGGACAGAGAAUGAAACUGCCUUAAAAUCCUACUGGUAGCUAGGAGACCAGGAAGAAAUUGAACACCCAGAACCCGCCACGUUGGAUUGAGACGUUCGGCAGUCUACCAAUCAAUGUCCCCCUAGAUUGUAAAGAAAAAGUCCCCUGACCAUGGACCCCUGGAACAGUGCCCAGGAUGUUGUACGCUGCACCCUGUGUCAAACAUCUAUUGCCCCCAUGUACUGUGAAGUUUGUCACAUACAUCUGUGUGGAAACUGUGUAGAAAAACAUUUCUCUGAUUCCUCAAACGUUCAUAAAGUGGUGCCACUUAAACAAUAUUUAACCACCAAACAGGGAGCCGACUCCUCUCCACCAGACCGGUCACUGAUGGAUGAACCCAAGGUCAUCACAGAAAUAGACACAAAGUACGGAUUUCUAUGGGGUGUGGCGUGUCUAAAUGAGACAAAGAUCUGGACGCGUGGUAAUAACAAAAUGAUGAACCUAUACAACCUGCAUGGGGAACUAGUGGAGUCCAUCCAAACCAAGUCAGGGAUAUAUCCACAGGACAUAGCAGUUACAAGGAGUGGGGAUCUAGUUUAUACUGAUGGCAAAGAUAGAACUGUGAACAUAGUGAAGAAUACACAGAUACAGACAGUGAUCAGACUACAGGGGUGGAGACCUUUCGGAGUCUUUAGUACCUCCUCUGGCGAUCUCCUGGUUGUCAUGGACAGUGAUGAUGAUGAACAAACAAAAGUUGUGUGUUACUCUGGCUCCACAGAGAAACAAACUAUUCAGUUUAAUGACAAAGGACAACCUCUCUAUUCAUCUGGUAACACUAAAUACAUCACUGAGAACAGGAACCAGGAUAUCUGUGUGUCAGACUGUGAUGCCCGUGCAGUAGUGGCGGUCAAUCAAGCCGGGAAACUCCGGUUUACCUACACUGGUUCUCCCUCUACUAUCAAGAGAUCAUUUGGUCCACACGGCAUCACAACAGACAGCCAGGGUCGGAUCCUGAUAGCUGACCGUAACAACUACCAUAUCCACAUCCUGGAUCAGGACGGACAGUUCUUCCGCUACAUUGACAACUGUCAUUUAGAGCGUCCAUAUGGUUUAUGUGUGGACACCAGAGACAACCUCUUUGUGGCUGAGAGGGGAACAAGUAAAGUGAAGAAAAUACAAUAUUACAUCUAAAUCACCCGUCUUUAUAAAUUAGAUGUAAAAAAAAAAUGAAACAAGUAUAAAUUACAUACUGAGUGUGUAAAACCUUAUUUAGAGCAAAUGUUUACAUUACAACUUACUAUAUUUGGUGUAUAUUAGAUGGGACUACUGUG
Messenger RNA from Magallana angulata, 1483 nucleotides. RefSeq names its product tripartite motif-containing protein 3-like. The coding region runs from base 324 to 1343 and encodes 339 amino acids. Gene Ontology annotation, molecular function: zinc ion binding; protein binding. NCBI's taxonomy places the organism in Eukaryota, Metazoa, Mollusca, Bivalvia, Ostreida, Ostreidae. The transcript is spliced from 3 exons. The record is from RefSeq and is a predicted model, not a curated record.